Alternaria atra is the source of this 1527-nucleotide messenger RNA. RefSeq lists its product as uncharacterized. Gene Ontology annotation, biological process: ceramide biosynthetic process; sphingosine biosynthetic process. NCBI's taxonomy places the organism in Eukaryota, Fungi, Ascomycota, Dothideomycetes, Pleosporales, Pleosporaceae. Gene Ontology annotation, molecular function: serine C-palmitoyltransferase activity; pyridoxal phosphate binding. The coding region runs from base 1 to 1527 and encodes 508 amino acids. Gene Ontology annotation, cellular component: endoplasmic reticulum. The record is from RefSeq and is a predicted model, not a curated record. The transcript is spliced from 5 exons.
AUGGACCUCAACGAAAUACAGAAUGCCACUGCGCGCUUCUUCACCGAUGCCAAUGCGCAGUUCAAUCGCAUACCAGGCUCCGCCAUCGCAGUCCGCUAUAUCAAGUCGAGUUACCAAAACGACCCCGUUCGCAGCGCGAUAGAGCUGUUCUUGUUCCUCUUCGCAGUCCGCUAUCUGCUUGCACCCAAAUACAGCACGCAGAAGAAAGUGCAGCUCACCGAUGCUGAGAUCGAUGAACUGGUCGAAGACUGGACCCCAGAACCGCUUGUUGCACCUACUACUGCCCUCGAAGAGCUAGAAAACGAGAAGCGACCCAUUAUUGUUGGACCUACCGGCCCCAAGUCGAAGCUCUCCAAUGGCCGCACCGUAACGAACCUUGCCUCGUACAACUUCUACAACUUCCUCUCCAACGAUGUCCUCAAAGACAAGGCCAUCCAGACCCUGCGCACAUACGGCGUCGGCCCCUGUGGCCCCCCUGGUUUCUAUGGUACACAAGAUGUCCACAUGAAGACCGAAGCCGACGUCGCUGCACAUCUUGGUGUCCCCGCCUGCAUCAUUUAUGCGCAAUCCUUCUCGACGAUAAGCAGUGUGAUUCCCAGCUUCAGCAAGAGAGGAGACAUCAUUGUGGCGGACCGUGCGCUCAACUUUGCUGCAAGGAAGGGCAUUCAGAUUAGUCGCAGUACCGUUAGGUGGUUUGAACACAAUGACAUGGACGAUCUAGAGAAUGUCCUCAAGAAGGUUGUCAAGGAGCAGGCAAAGAAGCCGCUUACUAGACGCUUCAUCAUCACCGAGGGUCUGUUCGAAAACAUUGGGGAUGUGGUGAACCUGCCAAAGAUUAUUGAACUCAAACUCAAGUACAAAUUCCGUCUCAUUCUCGACGAAACCUGGUCCUACGGCGUCCUCGGUCGCACCGGCGGCGGCGUCACCGAAGCGCAAAACGUCGAUGCAGCAGAAGUAGACAUGAUUAUCGGUUCGCUCUCUGGCCCCCUAUGUGCGGCAGGAGGUUUCUGCGCCGGCAACGAGGAAGUCGUUGAGCACCAGCGCAUCUCCUCCGCGUCUUAUACCUACUCCGCUGCCCUCCCUGCUUUGCUGAGUACGACAGCCAGUGAGACCAUCAGCCUGUUACAACAACAACCGGAUAUCCUGGCGGGACUCAGGGAAAAUGUAAAGGCGAUGAGGGGACAACUGGACCCCAGGAGUGAUUGGGUCAGGUGCAGUAGUUCGGGAGAUAACCCGAUCAUGCUGCUUGUUCUCAAAGACGAAGUCAUUGACAACAAGAAAUUGAGCAUUGAUGAUCAGAACCAGAUCUUCAGAGAAGUUGUCGACGAGUGUCUCGCAAACGGCGUUCUCAUAACACGACUCAAGUCUUUUCCUCUCGGUCUUGGACUAAACCCCCGCGACGCUGGCUGGCAACCUACCCCUGCACUCAAAGUGUGUGUGACCAGCGGUCUGACGAAGAAGGAGACAGAGAAGGCUGGCACUAUCAUAAGACACGCCAUCACCAAGAUCGUGAGCAGGCGAAAGUAG